Messenger RNA from Rhodofomes roseus, 327 nucleotides. RefSeq lists its product as uncharacterized. The annotation marks the transcript as partial. The record is from RefSeq and is a predicted model, not a curated record. The transcript has a single exon. NCBI's taxonomy places the organism in Eukaryota, Fungi, Basidiomycota, Agaricomycetes, Polyporales, Fomitopsidaceae.
AACUACUCGCCGCUCGCAUCACCCAAGCGCGUCUGGCUUGGCGAUAAACGCUACAUCCUCGCAAUUGGGAUCGGUCAAGUCGCGCUCACAGCAGACCUCGGGAAUGGGAAGAAGCGUACUGCCCUCCUUCAAGGCGUGUACCACGUACCUGACCUGAAUGGCAACCUACUCUCGGUCUCGCAUCUCACGAAGCGCGGCUAUUCGGUUUUUUUCACCACGUCCGGCUGUCGCAUCCAGAAUACCGAGGGCCAGCUUAUCGGCACUGCACACGACAAGGACAACCUCUACGUCUUUGACGGCUCACCUCAUGUCCCGGAGCGUGCAUAC